Molecule: messenger RNA, 706 nt
Organism: Camelina sativa (false flax)
Lineage: Eukaryota; Viridiplantae; Streptophyta; Magnoliopsida; Brassicales; Brassicaceae
Biological process (GO): mitochondrial respiratory chain complex IV assembly
Cellular component (GO): respiratory chain complex
Source: RefSeq, a predicted model, not a curated record
GAAUAGCAAAAAAAAUAAAAAAAAGUUGAGAGCUUUCUUGGGACCUCUCAGCCUCCGUUCUUAUAUUUCACCGGCAUAGGCGGACCUCUAAUACUAUUUUCUUUCAAAGUUUUGAUUUUUGCUUUCAGGGCCUCCAAAUAUUACCAAGCAAUGGCGGAAUCAAAGACCAAAGUCGAAGAAAUCAAAAAAUGGGUCUCCGAUCACAAGCUUCGUACCGUCGGUUGUUUAUGGCUCAGUGGUAUUAGCGGUUCUAUCGCCUAUAACUGGUCUCAACCUGCCAUGAAAACCAGUGUCAAGAUCAUCCACGCCAGGUUGCACGCACAGGCACUGACCUUAGCUGCUUUGGCUGGAGCAGCUGUGGUGGAGUACUAUGACCACAAAACUGAAGCUACCAACCGAUAUCCGAAAUUUCUGCCCCCGGAAAACAUAUCUCACAAAGACUAAACUCUGAACCUCUCUAACAUGCAAUGGUGGUGGUCACUGCUUAUUCUGUUUGCUACUACAGGGGAAACGUAGCUAGAGAUGAUUUUUGUAGACCUUUAAGCAAAAAUUUCAUGUAUUUUUUGAUAAAAGCAAUUUCCUUAUUAUUAUAUGAUUCUUUUGAUACUUUCAGAAGGAUUGUUCUGUGUUGCAUAUUGCACACAAGAUACAGAUUUGUAAGAGAGAACAAACUAAAAGUAAUAAAUCCACGAUUACAUUUUUACCA